This is a messenger RNA of Pollicipes pollicipes, 345 nucleotides long. RefSeq lists its product as uncharacterized. Gene Ontology annotation, molecular function: lysozyme activity. The transcript has 2 exons. The record is from RefSeq and is a predicted model, not a curated record. Lineage: Eukaryota; Metazoa; Arthropoda; Thecostraca; Pollicipedomorpha; Pollicipedidae. Bases 1 to 345 code for a protein of 114 amino acids.
AUGGAGAGCCCAAGAACGAUCGAGUGCGCCCGGAACGACGUGUGCGGCGCGUACUCGAUCAGCGAGGGCUACUUCCUCACCAGUCAGGUGACCAGCCGGUCGCAGCUCUACAAGAGCUACACCUACCAGGCGUGCGCCACCAAUCCCACGUGCGCCACCCUGGCCGUGAAGCUCUUCCUGCAGCGGGUGCCCACGGACUGCGACGGCGAUGGCGAUAUCGACUGCGACGACUUCGUCAGCGAACACUACUACGGUCCGGAGGCGUGUGUCGGCGCCGGCUGGAUCAAGUUCUCCGACACGUGGCGCAAAUACCGCGACUGUAAACGAGAAUACGGACUGGUGUGA